GAGACCGAACCCAGACCCGCUUCACAGCAGUUUAAGCCUCUUUUAAGAGCAUGAGGAUAAAUGUUGGCGGAACUGAUCUGACCUGAAGCCGAAGAAGUGGACAUGGAGACUUUUACCAUCAGCGACGUGCUGAUCAACUCCACCGACCUGAACCGGAUUCUGUGCAGCUUCGGGAUCAGGAACAUUUCGGAGUGUGAGAAGGAGCAGCACUCGGAGCCCAAAGACAUCAACCAGACUGUGAGGAUCAUCCUCUACAGCCUCAUCUUCAUCCUCAGCGUGAUGGGAAACAGUCUGAUUAUCAUCAUCCUGGUGAGGAACCGGCGGAUGAGGACGGUCACCAACCUGUUCCUGCUGUCCCUGGCUGUCAGCGAUCUGAUGGUGUCCCUAGUCUGCAUCCCGUUCACCCUCAUCCCCAACCUCAUGAAGAACUUCAUCUUUGGCAACAGCAUGUGCAAGCUGGUCAUGUACUUCAUGGGGAUCUCAGUCAGCGUGUCCACCUUCAACUUGGUGGCCAUCUCACUGGAGCGCUACAGUGCCAUCUGCAACCCGCUGACCUCCAGGACAUGGCAGACCAAAUCCCACGCCGCCAAGGUCAUCACUGCCACCUGGGCAGUGUCCUUCAUCCUGAUGCUGCCCUACCCCAUCAACAGCACGCUCAAACCCUUCACCCGCAUCAACAACAGCACCGGACACAUGUGCCGGCUGAUCUGGCCCAAUGAUGUCAUCCAGCAGGCCUGGUACGUGUCGCUCCUCUUGCUGCUCUUCCUCAUUCCCGGGAUCGUCAUGAUGACGGCUUACGGGUUAAUCUCCGUGGAGCUCUACCGAGGCAUCAAGUUUGAGCUGUCCAAGCAAAGAACCACCAAAGGCAGACAAUCCAGUAUCAAGCCAGGGGACAGCGACGGAUGUUACCUCCAGGCGAGCAUGAAGAAAGCUCCAGUGGCUGCGGUGGGCGGCGACACCAGCAGCAAGAUGACGAUUGACCGCGUGAGCUGCACCAAUUCCACAGCCAACCUGAUGGCCAAGAAACGAGUCAUCCGCAUGCUCCUGGUCAUCGUCUUCCUCUUCUUCCUCUGCUGGACCCCCAUCUUUGUGGUCAAUGCGUGGCAGGCGUUUGACCGGCGCUCGGCGCACCGCCUGACCGGAGCACCCAUCUCCUUCAUCCACCUGAUGUCCUACACCUCAGCCUGCGUCAACCCCAUCAUCUACUGCUUCAUGAACAAGCGCUUCCGUCAGGGCAUGCUCGCCACCUUCAGCUGCUGCCGCUGCAAGAGAGGCGGCGGCUGCAGCCGGCUGGCCAGGGGGCCGUGGCCCACACAGCAAGUGGGCGGUGCAAAGCCAAACACCGCCGAGCGAAACUGCCACACGCCGCCAAGUGGUGCCAACACACGCUUCACAUACAUACGUGUGUCGGUCUGAAAGGAGCAGGACGCCUCAAACCGCCGUGUCGCUUUGACGUAACAUCCUCAAAGCACCGACAUGCCGACUUCCAGAGGCCACGUGUGGUUUUACCCUAAAAAUAUCAUUCAAAGUCCGCUUCUUUACCCAUGUGGGAGAUGGAUGUAAAUAAGCUUCAGCCUUUAAUUCUGCAGUGAAGGAAAGUCCUUGACCCGGAGUGUGUUUGUGGACUUGGACUGGGGAGGUCUUAUCGUUUGGUGGGACUGGGAACACCUGGAUCCAGUCUUCAAAGACUGAAUUCCCGGCAUUAGCAGUCAUGUGGUUAAAUAUAGCAGCACGGAUGUAGCAACGUGUUUUGUGUUCAGUGUGUUAGCAUAAGCGUGUCUGAUCAACAACCUAAGGGUUACUCGGUCAACUCGCAUCUUUAGCUCGGACUCAGAGUGACGAGCAUUUGUGUUCUUAAUCAUUUUAAGUAUGCAACUAUCUGCUCCAAACUAUCCUAAAACAUAAUCAGCCCGUGCACC
This is a messenger RNA of Thalassophryne amazonica, 1919 nucleotides long. RefSeq names its product cholecystokinin A receptor (gene cckar). Gene Ontology annotation, molecular function: neuropeptide receptor activity; gastrin receptor activity. Lineage: Eukaryota; Metazoa; Chordata; Actinopteri; Batrachoidiformes; Batrachoididae. The transcript has 5 exons. The record is from RefSeq and is a predicted model, not a curated record. The coding region runs from base 103 to 1416 and encodes 437 amino acids. Gene Ontology annotation, cellular component: membrane. Gene Ontology annotation, biological process: neuropeptide signaling pathway.